Molecule: messenger RNA, 1700 nt
Organism: Cutaneotrichosporon oleaginosum
Lineage: Eukaryota; Fungi; Basidiomycota; Tremellomycetes; Trichosporonales; Trichosporonaceae
Biological process (GO): transmembrane transport
Cellular component (GO): plasma membrane
Molecular function (GO): transmembrane transporter activity
Source: RefSeq, a predicted model, not a curated record
UGCCGCUCGCUGCUCCGCUUGAUUCUCAUUAAGUCUGUGCUCCGCGCCGGUGCAGACUCCGCUCGCUGCACACGACUCACGAGCUCAUCUUAUCGCCACUUCCCACGCGCUCUCACUCCGACCCCAUCUCCUAGCUCUACUCCCCACCUACCGCGCGCUGCAAAGACCCAUUGCCCAUGGCGGACCUCGAAAAGUUCGCGGGCUCGGCCGUCUCUGACGCGCCAACAAAUUCGCCCCCAAGUUCGAAGCAGCUCGAUGCGCCCGACAUCGUGAUCGUCGACUGGGCGCCCGACGACCCAGAACAUCCGUUCAACUGGCCUCGUGCGCGCAAGUAUCGCAUGGUGGUCAUAGCAUGCUUCAUCACCGCGCUCACAGCCCUCAAUAGCACUGGCAUGAGCAUCAUGACGACAUGGGGCACGGCGUGGUUUGGCACGACCCGGGUGCACUUCAUCGCCGGUCUUACGCUAUACAACGUCGCGAGCAGCAUUGCGCCGCUACUCCUCGCGCCACUGAGCGAGCAUUUCGGACGGAACGGGAUCUACCAGAUCUCCUCGAUCAUUAACAUGCUUCUCUUCCUUCCACAGGUGUUUACGAAGAACUUGCCCGGCUUCCUCGCGUGCCGGUGGUUCCAAGGCAUGGUGGCCUCGGUCGGCAUCUCGAUGGUCGGGGGCACGAUCGCGGACGUGUUCGAGGCGCGCGACAGAGGGCAGGUCAUGAACCUGUUCGCGCUCAUAAUCUUUAUCGGGCAGGGCGCAGGCGGAGUUACGAUGGGCUGGAUUGGCGAGCGCCUCGGAUAUCAGUGGUGCUGGGGCGCGCAGACGAUCUGGGCGGCGGCAUCAUGUGUUAUUAACGCCCUCUUUCUGCGCGAGACGCGUGCCAACACGCUCCUGACGCGGCGCGCGCGCCGCCUCACCAAGGAGACAGGGGUCAAGCAUGUCGCGCGCUCAGAUAUCGAGCGCAAGCACCAGUCGCUGCUGCAGCAGCUGAGGGUCACUGCCAUCCGCCCGCUAAAAUUCCUCGUCACGGAGCCCAUCGUCAGUUCGCUCAGCCUCUGGAUCGGCCUCGCUUGGGGUAGUCUCUUCCUGGGCGGGCCGUCGACGAUGCUCGUCUUCGCGCAGUACGGCUUCUCGCCCGGCGAGAAGGGCAGCAUGGGCGCGUGUAUCGCCAUUGGUGGUAUUAUCGGGUAUGCGACCGCGUCCCACCAGGAACGGCUGUACGCGCGCGCGGCGGCGGCGAGCGGGCGCGCGCCCCCCGAAGCGCGCCUCUACUGGGCUGCGGCAGGCGGCCUCCUCUUCCCGGCCGGCAUGAUGGCCUUUGCAUGGACAGGACGCCCGCACGUACCCUGGCCCGUCCCCGCCGCCAUGCUCUGCAUCUCCUACUGGGGCAUCUACAGCAUGUAUCUCGGCGUGUUCAACUACAUCGCGGACGCGUACGAGACGUACAGCUCUAGCGCGCAGGCCGCGCAGGGGUUCGUGCGCAACACCAACAGCGGGAUAUUCCCACUGUUCACUCUCCAGAUGUACGAGCGCCUCGGGUAUCCCCAAGCAUCGAGUUUGGUGGCUGGGCUCGGGUUCGCGUUCGCGGCCGCGCCGUUCCUGCUCAUUCGAUAUGGCGCGCGGCUGCGCGCGCGGUCUCCAGUCACAAGCCAGCUCGUGGGCAAUUUGUAGUGUAGUCAUUAGCAUUAGGCAUUGCAUGGGCAC